This is a messenger RNA of Spirodela intermedia, 2086 nucleotides long. The record is from the annotation of a GenBank genome assembly. Lineage: Eukaryota; Viridiplantae; Streptophyta; Magnoliopsida; Alismatales; Araceae.
AUGGGGCACAGGCUGCUGCGGAAGAAGGCCACCUGCAAUUCUCAUGGUCAGGACUCUUCGUACUUCCUCGGAUGGCAGGAGUACGAAAGGAACGCCUACCACCCUGUCACCAACCCUGAAGGGAUCAUUCAGAUGGGUCUUGCUGAGAACCAGGUGAGCGGAAGAUGAGAGUAACUCUCUCUCUCUCUCUCUCUCUCUCUCUCUCUCUCUCUCUCUCUCCCCGGCCGGCUGCCCGCCCGAGAGUUUCUGAGAGGCUAUGGUUUUGGCUGAAUUUUAAUUCGGCUCUUUUUCUUCUGAUACUCAUCUCCCAUCUCUGACAUGAUCAUCAUGCAGCUGUCCUUUGACCUGCUGGAAUCAUGGCUGGCGAGAAACCCAGACGCAACCGCAUUCAAGGAGGAUGGCGUCUCCAUCUUCCGGGAGCUCGCCCUAUUCCAGGAUUACCACGGUCUUCCCGCUUUCAAACGCGUAAGUAGGCUGCACUCGCCAUUGGGGGGGAGGGGGGGGAGAGAGAGAGAGCACAAUAAUCGCUUAUUUUCUUAUAAGCAUUGAUUACCAAAAUUGGUCCCGAACAAUUAUAAUAAUAGAACAAGAUAUUCGGUCACACCCGUUUUCUCUUGGGCACACGUAUGGCAGGUAAAAGCCUGUCAUACCAACAGCCACCCUAUCUGAUUUUUUCGUAGAAAGGGCCUCGUGGGUCCCGAACACGUGCAUCACGGCCCCGGGAUGCUGGGAGUGCAGCAUUAGUUUACCCUAGAAGAAGCCUUGAAGGCUCGAGUUAUCACGUGUCAAUAAGUUUCUAAUCGAGUAUAAGGUUUAUUGGUUGCAGGCAUUGGCGAAAUUCAUGGGGGAGGUACGUGGCGACAAGGUGUGCUUCGAUCCCAACAAGCUCGUCCUCGCCGCAGGCGCGACGUCGGCCAACGAGAUCUUGAUGUUCUGCCUCGCCGAGCCGGGAGAAGGUUUCCUUCUUCCGACACCUUACUACCCAGGGUAAGUCACUGCCGUCAAUUCACCCAAGAAUAGAGAUUCCUAUGAACAGCUUGCUGAUAUUUGUUUAUCUCUAAAAGGUUUGACAGAGAUCUGAAAUGGCGAACCGGCGUGGAAAUCAUCCCGGUCCAUUGCUCCAGCUCUAACAACUUCCGGGUCACGAAGUAUGCUCUUAAAGAUGCUCUUAGGCGGGCCAAGAAACAAGGCAUAAGAGUGAAGGGGGUUCUGAUCACCAACCCAUCGAACCCAUUGGGAAGGACGACAAGCCUGGAGGAACUUGAAAUUCUGAUGAACUUCGUCGCAAAAGAAGGCAUCCACCUGGUGAGCGACGAGAUAUACUCCGGCACCGUGUUCAACCCCCCGAAUUUCGUCAGCGCGCAGGAAGUCGCCAAUGGGAAAGAUGACGUUGCCGGGCGUGUACAUAUUGUGUACAGCCUCUCGAAGGACCUCGGUCUGCCGGGAUUCCGAGUUGGCGCCAUUUAUUCCGACAACGAGGCCGUCGUUGCGGCGGCGACGAAGAUGUCGAGUUUCGGGCUGGUUUCCUCCCACACACAGUAUCUCCUCUCGGCGAUGCUAUCCGACAAGGAUUUCACAACAAGGUAUUGUAAGAGAAUCAUGAGGUGCAAAUCAAUUCAACUCAUAAUUCCAGGAGCUAACAUUAGAUUUUGGGUUCUUUUAAUUAAUGUGGCACUACUUUAACAGUUAUCUCGCUGAAAACAAGAGGAGGAUUAUGGAGAGGCACGAUGCCCUCGUCACCGGCCUACGCAACGCCGGCAUAAACUGCCUGGAGAGCAACGCCGCUCUCUACUGCUGGGUGGACAUGAGGCAUCUCCUAUAUUCGGACUCGUUCCAGGGCGAGAUGGAGCUAUGGAGGACGAUGCUUUACGAGGUGGGACUGAACAUAUCUCCCGGGUCAUCCUGUCACUGCGGGGAGCCUGGGUGGUUCCGCGUCUGCUUCGCAAACAUGUCCGAGGAAACCCUAGACCUGGCGAUCCGGAGGAUCGAGAAGAUGCUCGCCCGACGUCGGAUCACGCCAGUGCAAGUCGAGCCUUCUUCCAACAAACACCAUCAGGCAGAUGGAAGAAGUAUUCAUGUGAUUUAG